Molecule: messenger RNA, 1536 nt
Organism: Podospora anserina S mat+
Lineage: Eukaryota; Fungi; Ascomycota; Sordariomycetes; Sordariales; Podosporaceae
Exons: 3
Coding region: 1-1536 (511 amino acids)
Biological process (GO): transmembrane transport
Cellular component (GO): membrane
Molecular function (GO): transmembrane transporter activity
Source: RefSeq, a predicted model, not a curated record
AUGGACACCAAAUCAUCACCCCUUAACCAUCAUCAUGUCGGCCAUGCAGAAUCCCCAAGCAAACCCCCCAGCCACCCCGAGAAACCACCGCCACCCAACGAAGACAUCCAACACUUCCGCUCUCAAUCCCCAGAAUGGCACGCCUCCUUCGAACGAACCCUCGUCCGCAAAAUCGACCUCCGCCUCCUCCCCUGCCUAAUCCUCAUGUACCUCCUCAACUUCCUCGACCGCGCCAACCUCGCCCAAGCCCGGCAGGGAACCUUGGAGGCAGACCUCGGCAUGUCAGGCACCGACUUCAACUUCGCCACGUCCAUCUUCUUCGUCUCCUACCUCGUCUUCCAGCUGCCGUCGAACCUCCUCAUAACAAGAGUCAGGCCGAGCAUUUACCUGACGGGGGCUAUGUGCCUCUGGGGGGCCGUCUCUGCCUGCAGCGGUGCGACCAAGAGCUUUGCGCAGUUGGUGGUGGUGAGGAUUUUGCUGGGUUUUGUCGAGGCGCCGUUUUUCCCGGGGGCCGUGUUCUUGAUGAGCAGUUGGUAUACGAGGGCUGAAUUGACGAGGAGGAUGUCGUACUUUUACUCAGGGAAUGCGUUGGCGAACAUGUUUGGGGGGCUGAUAGGAGCAGCUGUUUUGGGAAAGAUGGAGGGUGCUCAGGGGAUUGCUGGGUGGAGGUGGUUGUUUAUUAUCGAGGGUGUUAUUACCAUCGCGGUUGCUCUGAUAGCCAUGUGGGUGUUGCCCGACUACCCAAGCACGACGCGCUGGUUGAGUCCACAAGAACGAGAGUACGCUUCAUGGAGACUUCUGGCCGACAUCAACGAGUCCGACGACCAAAGGGCCAAGACGGUCUGGCAAGGCACCAAGCUCGCAUUACUAGACUACCGGCUCUAUCUGUUUGUCCUGCUGCAGCAUCUCAGCUUACUGUCGCAGACAUUCCAGUAUUUCUUCCCCAGCAUUGUUGGAACACUAGGCUACGGAAAGAUCGAAACGCUUUGGCUGACGGCCCCUGUCUGGUUCGCCACAUUUUUGAUUUCGGUAUGCGUUACCUGGACGUCGGCUCGGACAAAGGAUCGAUCACUCCACAUUUUUGGUCUGAUGCUGGUAUCAGCGGUGGGCAACGCGAUUGCUACUGGUACGACAGUCACCGGGGCAAGGUUCUUUGCCAUGUUUCUGAUGCCCAUGGGGGCCGUUUCUGCUUAUCAAAUCAUCCUGUCAUGGAUUGCCAACUCGUUCCCCCGUCCCAUGGUCAAGCGCGGCGCAGCGGUGGCCAUCGCCAACAUGGUGGGCAAUACGGCUAGUAUCUACGGCUCGUACAUGUACCCUCAAACGGCGGCACCGCAAUACACCCCCGGAGGGAGCGCGAACUCGGCUAUUUGUUUGCUUGUUGGUCUGUUGGCGAUUGUGUUACGGUAUUUCCACAAGUGGGAGAACACAAAGCUUGAAAAGGCUGAAAGGCAGAGGGCAGAGAAUGCUGAAGCGGGUGCUGUGUCGGAUUCCUCUGUGGGGGAUAUCAGGGCUGAUGGGUUUAGGUAUGUUUAUUAA